AUGAGCGAAGAUAGGCUACAGAGUAUCAUAAAGAAUCCGCAGGAUAUUUUCAAACUCAAAAGUUCCACUCCUAGGGAGCCUCGUUCUUCAAAUUUCUUUAACGAUUUAACGAAAUCAUUCAUAAAUCCACUAGUCAAGGACUACUCUGUACUAGACGAGUUGUACAUAGAUGGGUUGGAUUCAACACAAGUCUUUGGACAAGCAAAAAUUGUACUCGAUGGCAUAGGAAGGCGAUUGUUGGGGGAAGAUAUUCCCGAUAUUCGAGAACAGAUAAGCAAAACUGGUAAAGACGUGCGAGAACAAGGGUCCGAAGACGAGGAGGAUGUUUCGGAGUCUGAAGAAGAAGAAGCGGAAGCGGAAGGGAAAGGGAAGGUAGAAGAGUUGGAGGAGAGUGAUUUCAAGGAAGAGGAGGAUGAAGAUGAAGAUGAAGAUGAAGAGACACUAGUGGGAGACGAAGAACAAGGAGAGUUUCAAGCUGAAGACGAUGAUGUAGAUGAAGACGGAGACAAUGACGAGGACGGGGACGACGACGAGGCGUCAGGACAGGAGCCGGCACACCAGAAGGACGCAUUUGGCUUAAAUGAUGGAUUUUUCGACAUUGAUCAGUACAACAAACAGGUCUUGGCGAUGGAAAAUGACGACCAAGAUGAUGGGGACGACUCUGAGGAAAUUGACUACUUUGCAAGUCUAAGUGACGGUGACGGCGACAACGGCGACGAGGAAGGGGCAGAGGAAGAACAAAUGGAUUACUACGACGACUUUUACGAUAAGCCUGGCAAGUUCAAAAAAGCAACCCCCAGGAGAAGAACAGGUGAUGAUGAUGCAUCGGACAACGAGGACAAGGAAGAAGAAUAUAGCGAAGGGGAUUUUGCAGACGAAGAAUACGACCAAGCGAUUGAUUCCGCUAGACUUGACUUGUUUGCCGAUGAGCCCAGACAAGACCCCGUGAAAAACUCAAAGGGAGAAAACUUGUCUUCGUUUGAAAAACAGCAGCGCGCAUUGCAGCAAGAAAUCGCCAAAUUGGAAUCGGAGUUGGUGGCUGAUAAAAAAUGGACUUUAAAGGGAGAAGUCACCUCUAAUGAAAGACCAAAGGAGUCGCUACUAGAAGAAAAUGACAUUUCAUUCGACCGCACAGCAAAGCCCGUGCCGACGGUGACUGAGGAAAUGACCGAGAGCAUAGAAGACUUGAUUCGGAAAAGGAUCAAAAACGACGACUUCAACGAUCUUCCACGAAGAAUUGUGCAGGACUUGUCGCGAUUCCACAAGGGACCUCAAGCUGAGGUCUCGGAACAGAAAUCGACGCGAAACUUGGCUGAGCUUUACGAGGACGAGUACAACAAGGUUGACGCUCAACAAGAAGCAUUAAACGACGAAGAAAAAAGGCAGCACGAGGAAAUCAGCGAGUUGUUCAUGAAAGUGACCCAUAAACUAGAUGCAUUAUGCUCCGCUCACUUCAUACCCAAGCCACAUGAAACCAAAAACAUUGAAAUAAAAGUGACAGACGCGAGCGCUCCCUUGGUCAGCAUGGAGGACGCGCAACCCUUGCAUGUUUCAAGUGAUGCCAGACUCGCACCGCAGGAGGUGUACAAGAUCGGUGACGAUGCAGCCAAGGGCAACGGGGCCAAGGGCAAAUCGGAAGUUCAGCUAAAGUCGGGUCUUUCUUAUUCAAAAGACGAAAUUGAUCGCGAUGAUAAACAGAGGCUUAGACGAGCCAACAAGAGGAAAAAGGCUAAAAACUUUAAGGAAAGAGAAGAGCACAAGAGACAACGGACGAUGCAGGAACCAAAGAGGCAAGACGGGAAAUCGAAUGCCGGCGAGGUUGUCGAUACUUUGUCUAGGGCCAAGAACGUUACUGUUAUCGGCAAGAAAGGCGAGUUUAGGGACGCAAAGGGCAACUUGAAGAAGAAUGGUGGUGGCCCUCAAACUUCGCAAAAUUUCAAGCUAUAG
Molecule: messenger RNA, 1947 nt
Organism: Lodderomyces beijingensis
Lineage: Eukaryota; Fungi; Ascomycota; Pichiomycetes; Serinales; Debaryomycetaceae
Source: the annotation of a GenBank genome assembly